UCGCGGCUUAAUGAUGAGUGUUUAGGUUGUAGACGGUGGAUGAUGGCGAUGUUUCGGAGUUUAGUCUCCGGGAACCAGACGAAACAGGCAGCGGUAUCGGGGGAAAACUUGGCGGAUUCGUACAGUUGUCCGAUCUGCCUGGAGGUGUACUACAAGCCCGUGUCGAUAGCGAGCUGCGGACAUGCGUUCUGUGGAGAAUGUUUGCAACCCUGCCUCCAAGUUGUGUCACCUUUGUGCCCUCUGUGCCGUAUGCCCUUUGACCCAAAAAAGGUAGAAAAGGCCUCUAAUGUGGAGAAACAGCUCUCUUCAUAUAAGGCUCCCUGUCGAGGAUGCAAUAAAAAGGUGACUCUGGUGAAGAUGCGGUCUCAUAUAUCUUCCUGCAGUAAAGUUCAAGAGCAGAUGGACAACUGUCCAAAGUUUGUACCUGUUGUUCCAACCUCACAGCCCAUUCCCAGUAAUAUUCCAAACCGUUCCACAUUCGUUUGCCCAUACUGUGGUGCACGAAACCUUGAUCAACAAGAACUAGUCAAACACUGCAUGGAAAAUCAUCGCAGUGAUCCCAACAAAGUGGUAUGUCCAAUUUGCGUGGCAAUGCCAUGGGGAGAUCCAAGCUACAAGAGUGCCAACUUUCUCCAGCACUUGCUUCACAGGCACAAAUUCUCCUAUGAUACAUUUGUGGAUUACAGCAUUGACGAAGAUGCAGCAUUACAUGCAGCAAUAGCACUUUCACUUACCGAGAAAUGAAGCAGCUAUCUGCACAGAGAUCUAAGUGGACAACCUUUGUACAGGUUACAGGUUAACUCCUCUCUCCUGGGCAAAGGGUUUCAAUUUCCCAGCAUUCUGAAGGGUACUAUCAUCCUCUGCACAAGUCACCUUUUCUCAUCUGAGCAAAAGUAAUGUCCUCUCCCAGCAUUCACUAAGGUGCUGUCAUCCUCUGCACUGGUCCCUUCUUUACGUGUACAGAGGAAGUGUCAACGUCUUAGCAUUCUGUAGGGUACUGUCAUUUUCUGUAUAUCUGGAGAAUUAUCUUGCCCACUUGCAAGUAUUCAGUAGGGUGCUCUCAUGCUCAAUAAUAAUUAGCUUCUCACACGUGAGCACAGAUUAUGCUCAUUUCUCAGCAUUCUGUAGGGUUGUCAUCGCUCAGCCAGUCACAACCUCCACUCAAGCCUUUGUUUUAAACAUCUGUGUGUAUGGAUAUACUGGGUAUAAAUUUAACCACAUUUUUCUAUACUGAUAGGGGAGGGACUUAAUAUAAGUGGGAUGUUUGACUUUGAAGUGUGUUUUUAAUUUUCGGGUCAUUCUGGUCAUUUUGUGGAUUUUAAGAACGAAUAUUUUAAAACAGGUACAGUGGGAAUAGAAAACUUGAGAAAUGAUUAAAGGAAUCAUUCAUGCGCCACAUACUUUUCUGCAAAUCAGAGCUCGAAUUUUAUAGUUGGUGAUUGGAAAUUUAUUGAAAACUGUAUUGGCAUGUGUACAACAUAAACUUGUCUAGUUUUAGUUAUAUGCCAUGGAAAACUUAUUCCCUUUUUCAGACCAAGGCUUCUAGCCAUUAACUCAUUGGAAAAAGCUUGUAAACUAUUAUUGCUUGAUUGUCAUCUAUAUGGUAUGGAGUCUGAUGUAUGAAACAUGAUCUACAAAGUACUUCAGACCUGUUCAUUUGGUUCUGAGAUGUAACCAUGUGUUACCUCAUUCCCUCGACUGAAGAUAUCAGUCAGUAAUUUUCAAGAUUUUAAAGGCAGAUCUUUGCCUAAUCCUGAUACAAAGGUGAAGUUUAUGAACAUUAAUGAAACUCUCAAGAACUGAUAUAAAAUGAUAUGAUCCAGGAACAUACAUUUGUUAAUUCAGAUAUAUUAGAUAACUAAAAUGUGUCAUCAUUCAUGAUAUUUCUGGGUACAGCUACAAUAUUUUUGAUUCUGUGACAGCUUUGGCUUAUGAUAUUGGAGAUGCUUGCUCCUUUUCAUAGGCCAUAUACCAAUUCCAAGAUUAAUAGGUACAGAAAAUCUUUAUAGAUUUUAUGAAAUUAUUUGUAGAAGGUACAUAUAGGAUUAAGCAUGCUUGAGGUGCUUUUAAAUUGAAAAGAUCAUGUGUUAUUCAGCCUAUGCAUUUUACUCGUGCUUUUACCUUGAUGAACUGAAUAGCACAUACGGAGUUUAUUAUUAUUACCUCAAACACACAUUAUGCCAACAAUUGCUGAGAGAGACUGGAUCCUUUGAUUGCAGAGCAGAGACAUUCAACAUGUCUUGGAUAGGUACAUGGAGGGUAUAGGUCAGAAUUGAACCAUAGGUCAGUUCUAAAGUCCAUGUUCAGCACAGCAUUGUGAGCCGAAGGGCCUGUAUUGUGCUGUAGAUUUUCUGUAUUCCUAUGUGUCUUUUAUUAUAAACCCCAAAUGUUCCUGUAUCCUGUAACAUACUUGUAGAAAUUGGUUCCAGUUCCUCUUUGUGUAUGACAUCAACAUGCACCGGGACAACUGGACACAACAGCAAGGAAUACACAGAAUUCUCAGAGGAGAAAAUUCCUCUUUGUUCAGACUUGUUUCAGCAUUAGUUAAGAGAGACCUGAUCUGUUGCUGGGAAUCAGAGGUACUUAUCAACUUUUAUGUACAUCCUAUUUAAAAUGAUUUACUUACUAUUCACUCUCCCACAUUUACUGAUGUACUGGUAAUGUCACUGGAACUCCAAAGCAGUUGACUAGCUUGGUAGUCUAAUUGACUCCAUUAUUUGUCUACCUGAUCCCUGCCAAUCUACAUUCAACACAACCCCCAACCCCUGAUGUCUUGUCUCUUCUUUUCCUUCCCUAACCUGAUUCUGCUUCUAACUGCAUCCAAAAUUCUCAAUCUCCUACCCAGCAUUCAACUAAGUCCAGAGAGUUACUGGAGAAAGAUUUUGGUGUGCACAGCCUAUGUCACGCAGAAGGCUUUGCAGAAGAAAUACUGCUCUAAUGUUUCUUUUCAGGCCUCAUGUAAUUUCUAUCUCUUAAUAUAUAUUUUCUAUGUCAUGAAGAUAUAUUCUGCACAAAUCCUAUCAAGUCAAGUAAAUAUCACCUCUUAAAAAUAUUGCAAAUUAACAGUUGAAGGAACAAAAUUAGUUAAGUUCCUGCUUUGGGAAAACAUUAAUUCCAUUUUUAAAUUGUAUGUUUUCCACAAGAAAUUUAAAUAAGUUGUUCUCUCUAAUUUUAUAUGGAUUUAUUUUUUUUAGCGUGUGGCACCAGGCGGUUACCAUUCUUGUCUGGCACGUGGUGUCAGGAUUGGUCUCCAUUUGGAUUAACUGGAUCAGGAUAUGAACGUUCCUGACUUGACCCUUGUGUUUUUUUUACGAGGCCGAGUGGCUAGCUCGAUGUUCAACCCGGCACGGAUGGAAAGCGUGCUCGGGAGUGGCCUGACUUGGAUACGAACUCGGGAGCCUUCUUAUCUAUCCUUAUAUUGGAUAAGGCUAAGUGAUUGUAACUGUAGACCUUGAAUAGAACUUGAGGCUGUAAAUAUUAGAAAAUUAACUCAAAUUUAAAUUGAAUCUUAUUAGUAAAUAAGAUUAGUCCUUAGUUCUGUUUUAAUUUCCAUCACGAAUGAGGUCUGGCUAACUUGCUGUGUUUACUUUCUUCUAUUUGGAGGCAGUUUUGUUGCUGAAAGAAUAUAUAUAUUUACUGAAUAUCAGGCUAGAUUUAUAUAAAUCUGUCAGCAAAUCACCAAAAAUUAUAAUUCUGUCCAGUUAACAUUAGCAAACUCAAAGCACUAGUUUAUGUUUAAAAGCGUGCAAAUACAUGGAUACAUAUGCAGGGUUAUUGCAGCAGUGUGUAAGUGUACACACUUUCAGCUCUAUUGUAGAAUGUCAACAGAUGUGUUGCUGCUUUAGCUUGGCAAAGAUUGUUUUAAUGUGUAUAAAAUUAAAGUAGAUGUAAAAACUAUGGAGCGUAUCACCAGAGUGUAUAAAGUAGCUUGCAGACUAAACCAAAUCCAUACUGGUUCUGUGUAGUAGGAUAAAUUGAUGAACAACAAUCCAGGCUUUCCAGAGAUGAUUGUCUUUGUAUACUUAAAUCAGAAAGAUUGGCUUCUCCAAAACUUUUCAGAGCUCACACUUGUUUACAGGUUCUGAUGAGGACAGGAUUCACUGUUCAUCCCAAAAUAUCAUAAUUUUGUUUCAUAAGGCAGAACUGUUAGAGGCCCAGAAGGGAAAGUCUUCAACUGCCAUGAGAUCUUGAGCCAGAAGGAUGGCUUUUCUUUUAGGUAAAGCUGCUGUUGUGAUCGUGACAUCCUUGUGGUUAAUAUCUCUGACCCUAGUUCCUUUAUGGUCUCUAGUGACUUGUAAAAUGUUCUCAGUAAAUUAUUGAGAUUAAUUGGUUCCGGUUGUGUGCUCUUGUUCACAUUGAUAAACAUGUGUAAUGUGAGAUAGGACAUGGGUGAACUUCAGCCAUUACAUCUUUAAGCUGUAGCUGAUAUAUUUUAUUAUUUAUUAACUUUGUGAUAUUCUGCAAUAUUCUGCAUUCUUCAUUUCCAUGACAAUAUGCACUUACUGUGCCACAAAUGGCUCACAAUUCCUCCAGUUUUUUUCUUCUCUUUAAGUUAUUAAAGGAGUGAUGGAAAUUCAUAGAAAAAGCUUCAUUAUCACAUUUAAUAUAUCUUCAACUGCUUUAUUUGUAGCAUUGUGGAUAGACAAGUAUCACCAGAAUUUUUUAUUGUUACUGUCAUAAUUUAGUUCUUAUUGCCAUUGCUUACAGAAAAAUAUUAUCCACUCCAACCAUUGCUAUUAACUUCCAAGUGAAAGUUUGAUGUAAUUUUGUUCAUCACUCUGAAUAUCACAUUAGCUGUUGAUGCUUCAUUUCUGUGAAAGCUAAGUGGAGACUCUUGUCACCCAAGAACAUUCAUAUUGGGUUCACUUUCAGUAAUCCUGUAUCAUAAGGGCAUAAUUUUCACUUGCAUUUUCUUAAAAUUUGCUUUGAAAUAAUGUUUAAAUUAAUAAGGAAUUUCCUUGUGUUUGCACUCGCACCCUUGUUGCUUUUAUGGACAAUGCAUAUCCAAAUGUGCAGCUAGAUAAUCUUCGGCAUGCGCAGGCUCAUGUAUUUCCAUGUUCUGCAACGAAAAUCCUUUUCAAGCUCCUUUUCAAGCUUAAACACGCACAGUAAUCAUUUUUAACCACAAUGCAUGCAAGAGAUCUUUGCUGUGAUGAUAAUGAGGAUGGGAGAUGGAUCUUAAAUCCAUUUGACUCUCACUAACCAUUGGGAGUUGACAUCUCUUGAUUUCUGUUUUAAAUGCAAUAUAUAUUGCCCCAGGGAAUCAGUUUAUCAUGGCUAGGUUUUUUUUUGUAGUGUGAGGGAUGUAGUAAAGAAUGCAGAACAGGUUAGGGUAAAUGCAAAUAAGAUUAGCCAUCAUUUAAAUGAAUGGCCAGUCAUGUUUUACAGAAGUAAUUCAUUUGAUCUCAGAUUUUAUUUCCGAACUAAAACCAUGAUGCUUGAUAAUUUCAAAUCUUGAGUUUUCAGAAUAUGGUCUAGUAAAUCCUAAGUCUAUAACCAACUGAUUAGAAAAAUACAGUGUGGCAAGGAGACUUCACAGAAUGAAAUUCGAGCUCUGAAAACAUUAUUGUAUUACCAUGUCUUGCCUUUUACAUUCUGUAAAUGUAUGAUGCCAUCCUGAGUUAUUGCUUAUCAUCCAAUUUGGGUGGUCAGUCUUUUGUUAUCUCCUUAAUGUUUUGAAAUCACAUGAUUCUUAAAUGUUCAGGAGGGAAUACAAAAAUUCAGUUAGAUUAAUGUGAGUCAGAUAAAUCAUUAUAGUAGGAUUCUUCCACAUGAAAAAGUGGCUGAACCAAAAAAAAAUGAAGCAUGUGCUGAGUUAAUAUUUUCUAAAGCAACAUACAAGGUAGUAAUUGGAAAGAGCAGCUAAACCCAUACUCAAAAAAACCUCAGAGCAAUUUGCCAUGAUUUUUAAUGCCUGUCCUCCACUUUACCUCUAGUCGUGGUUAAAAUAAGUGAAAGGAAGCUAAUUUUCAUCCUCUUGUAGCAUUUGCAGUUGGUCACUGAGGUCAUGUUCAGCACAUCAGAGAUAAAAGUAGUCUCAGCUUUGGAUAGACUGGUUUCAAAAAGCAUGGAAUGAAUAUUCCAUUUGCAAUAAAUCUUGGAAAGGUUUUUCCCUACUGCUUUAGGACAGAACAUUUUCUGAAGAAGUUUCAUAGUGCUAAACAAGAAGAAGAAUUCAGCAAUCUAGGUGAUUAUGAAAUUUGCACUCCGAUAGCAGGAACCAAAAAUCCAGAUAGCUGGCUAAGUAUUUAAUAUUCAGACUCUAGAGAAAUGUUGGAUUUUGGUUUACAAUGGAAUUACAGAAAAAAUUAAUUUAAACUGUUACAGAAAAAUAUAUUCAUUCUGCUCCAUUGUUUAAUCCUCAACCAACAGAGCACAAGUGAAAACUUCCAGUUUUUCAUUUUAAAAAGUAAUUUCUGAUGUUACAGUUAUAUUAGAGUGUGAAAAAGAUUUAAGUAAUGUGCAAGAUUGGUGUUUGAAACUGUUCAAAUCACUAGAGCUGAUGGCUCACAGUUUGUAAUUACGAAUAUACAGAUAUACAAGAUAAGUUAUAUUUCUUUUAUAUCAUAAUUUAUUAAAGCUUUUAUAUUUAAUUUUGGGCAUUUACUUUUUUGGCUUGCAGCUCACGAGCAAAAGUAAACAUGGUUAUAAUUAACAAAAGCUUUGUUAGCUGCUAAUCUUUAUUUUCAAUACCAUAUCAGAAUAGGAAGUGUAAUGUUAAAAAUAUUCUUCCCAUUGUUUUGACUUUUCAAUUAGAUGUGAUUUUUGAAUAGGCUUCAAUGAUAUUUUAAAUUUACAAUUUCUUGUUAAUGUAAGCCAAGUUCUAAUACAUGUAAAAACAGUUAACAUUAUCUAUCUGGAAUAGCCAAUGAUGAUAAUCAAGCGGUGCAUUUCACAGAGGCAAGGCCACUAAGCUAGUUUUGGUGUGAUUUCCUUAUCAUUCCAGUUCAGUUAUAUUCCUCCAACUGCAGAGGCGUCAGAUGCAGAUUCCACAUUCUUCCAUCAAGCAGCAAAAAAUGAUUAUAGAAAUCUUAUGCUAAACUGUAAAACAAACCUUCUCUAAUUUUCUAAUAUUUUUAAUGUAUUACAGUGCACAUUUUCAAACUAGUUUUUUAGGAAUUGUUUGUUGCUGUGUGAAGUUAGUGUGUACAUUUGGACAAUUUGUAAAUAAAAUUUUGAUUGUUCAGCAACUGGAACUUGUUUCAUUUUUUUUAAAGAUCUUCUCACUAUAGCAGAUAAUUAAGCAAAGAUUUUAUUGCUAGAAAAAUGGGAUAUUUUGUCACUCUUUCUUCCAGAAAAGUAUCAAAUUGAAUCAAUUUGUGAAAUACCUAAAAGGAGAAAAUCUGCAGAUGUUGGAAAUCCAAACAACACACACAAAAUGCUGGAGGAACUCAGCUGGCUGCCAGGCCUGUUGAGUUCUUCCAGC
Molecule: messenger RNA, 7426 nt
Organism: Hypanus sabinus (Atlantic stingray)
Lineage: Eukaryota; Metazoa; Chordata; Chondrichthyes; Myliobatiformes; Dasyatidae
Product: E3 ubiquitin-protein ligase RNF166
Exons: 6
Coding region: 40-744 (234 amino acids)
Biological process (GO): protein polyubiquitination; ubiquitin-dependent protein catabolic process
Molecular function (GO): ubiquitin protein ligase activity
Source: RefSeq, a predicted model, not a curated record